AUGCCGGGCGCAAGUGUAGCCGUCAUGCCAACCGCCGCGCCGUCCGCGCCGGCCGCCGCAACCCCAACCGCUCGGAAACCCUCCGCCGCCCCGGAGAGGAAGUACAAGUGCCAGUUCUGCAACCGCGCAUUCAGCAGAAGUGAGCACCGCAGCCGUCACGAACGUUCGCAUACCAAAGAGAGACCCUUCAAGUGCAUGAAGUGUAGGAGUACAUUUGUGCGCCGUGAUCUUCUCCUUCGUCACGACCGUACUGUCCACGCCAAGGAUGGCGGCGUCCCUCUGCACAGCGACGGCAAGCGCCGUGGUGGCGGUGUGGCCAAAGCGCGUGCCGUCUCCGGCCCGUCCAAAUCCACCAUCGCCUCCAUUGACACGGCUGCCAUCGAGCAACUGGAAGCGAGCAGCGAAGGUAUUUUUGACGUCGAAACCGCUGCUAUGCUUGUGGCUGACUUGCAUCACAAAGCCACUGCCGCUGCCCGCUCCUCCAGCAGCAGUCCCUAUGAGAACGCAAAUGGCAUCCCGCCUUUCCCCCAGAAUGGCCCCAACAUGAUGGAGCCCGCCGUCACGUACCCGUCCGGCGCCAUUGCCAUUCCCCAGUGGGACUCGUUCAUGGCCCAGUCCGACUCCAAGUCGCACUCCAUUGCGUCCAGCGCAUCCGGUGCUUUUGAAACUCCGUCCUUUACCGUUGCCAACGCCAGCCAGCCUCUGGCCACGCCGCUGCCCUCCCUCAGCGGCCACAACAUGCAUCGUAUGUACCUGCACCCCGCCAAGACGAACCAUGCCGAUCCCCACAAGGCUAACCCACACGAAGCCCCCGUCGCUGCAUCGGUCUACCAGACGGAGCGUCCACGUACGCCGGUCGAGCCGCCCCCAACCCCGGCUGGCUUCAAGGUCCCGCAGGUCAACAACGACGACGAACGCAACGUGAUUCUGGACAACAUCCGCAACGGCGACACGGAGCAUGCCAUCCCCGAGGGCUUCCGGGUGCCCAACAUCUCGUCCAUUAACCGCUACCUGUCGACCUACUUCGGCCUGUUCCACCAUCACCUGCCGUUCCUGAACCCGGCGUCGUUCAGCCCCACGCAGACAUCGCCCCCGCUCCUGCUUGCGGUGCUGUCCAUCGGCGCCCUGUACGCCUUCGACCUCGAGCAGGCGUACAUUCUGCACAUCGGCUCCAAGGUCAUGGUCAACCAGUUCCUGCAGCACAAGGAGAACUUUAGCUCUCGCAAGUGCCCGCUGUGGACCAUGCAGAGCUCGCUGCUCAACAUGGUCUUCGCCAGCUGGAGCGGCGACCCGAAGGGCCUCGAAUGGGCUUGCUCCAUCAAGAGCCUUCUCGCCAACAUGGUCGCUGGCAACCGCUACGAGCUGAAGCUGCGCCAGGAAGGCCGUGAGGGCCGUGCGCCCACGCGGUCUGAGUGGGUUGAGGACGAGGGCUGCCGCCGCACCUACUACGCCGUCUACAUCUUCUUCGGUCUGCUGACCAUGUCCUUCAACUACACGCCGGCCAUCGGCUUCAACGAGUUCGAGGACCUGCAGCUGCCGUCCACGGAGGCGAUGUGGAACCUCAACGUGAUUGACGAGGCCGCGUGGCAGGAGCAGCUGAAGGCGUCGCAGACGGCCACCUUUAUGGAGGCACACGACAACCUGUUCCAGGGCGAGACGAUCAAGUACAGCGCCUUUGCGACGCGCGUCAUGAUCAACGCCCUCUUCCUCGAGGUCUGGUACCACAAGCGCAGCCCGGAGGCUCUGCAGGACGUCGUCACCGAGUACAAGCUUCGUCUGGCUCUCGAGACGUGGGAGAAAUCCCUAGAGCUCUGCGAGCCCGAGGCCUCGGCGGUGCCCCUGAGCGCGCCGCACAAGGGCCACCCGUUGACGUUCAACGCCCGCGCCAUGUGCCGCAGCGCCCGGGCCCGUCUCGAGGUCGACCUCAAGACGGUGCAGGAGGCGCUCCGCUACCACGACUCGUACGAGGUGGCAGCGGCCAUGUCCAACGCACGCGACAAGGUCAAGCGCUCCGGCGAGAUGCUCAAGGUCAUCCAGGAGUGCUACGAAUGCAUCGAGACGGCGGUCGCCCAGGGCGUCCGCUGGGUGGCGCGCACCUCGCCCACCAACUGGAGCAUCGAGCACCCGCUGUGCGGCAUGGAUCUGAUGAUCAUCCUCAGUCUUUGGCUGUAUCGUCUGGAACACGACGAAGAGGCAGCGACCCAGGACGAGCUGAAGAUGUACGAAAAGGUCCGCCAGCUGUUCGAGCAGGAUGUGGAGGAGGCGUUUGCCACGCAGCUUAGCUCCAUUGUCGCACGUCUCUGGGGCUCCAUGCUCGACGAGGUUGUUGUUUGGGGUAUCACGAGACUCAUGGGCGAAUCGUUCCGACUCCACUCUCAGGCCCUCGUGGGUUACGUGGACGACAUUGAGGCUUCUAGUGGCGCAACAACCCCGUCCAUGACCUCGCAGGGCGCCGACGAAGACAGCGUUCUCUACUAA
This is a messenger RNA of Sporothrix brasiliensis 5110, 2478 nucleotides long. RefSeq names its product C2H2 finger domain protein. Gene Ontology annotation, biological process: DNA-templated transcription; regulation of transcription by RNA polymerase II. Bases 1 to 2478 code for a protein of 825 amino acids. NCBI's taxonomy places the organism in Eukaryota, Fungi, Ascomycota, Sordariomycetes, Ophiostomatales, Ophiostomataceae. Gene Ontology annotation, cellular component: chromatin. Gene Ontology annotation, molecular function: DNA-binding transcription factor activity, RNA polymerase II-specific; RNA polymerase II cis-regulatory region sequence-specific DNA binding; zinc ion binding. The transcript is spliced from 3 exons. The record is from RefSeq and is a predicted model, not a curated record.